Messenger RNA from Phragmites australis (common reed), 2036 nucleotides. Its product is annotated as mediator of RNA polymerase II transcription subunit 8. The coding region runs from base 88 to 1776 and encodes 562 amino acids. Gene Ontology annotation, cellular component: mediator complex. The transcript is spliced from 12 exons. Lineage: Eukaryota; Viridiplantae; Streptophyta; Magnoliopsida; Poales; Poaceae. The record is from RefSeq and is a predicted model, not a curated record.
AGGAAACUGACGCUGUUGAUCCCGACGCCUUCCAAUUCGAGGACUCCUCCCCCUUCCACUCCGCCGCCCAACGCAAGUGAUCCGGCGAUGGACGCGGCGGCGGCGGCGGCAGCUCUAGGGGCAACACCCGCCGCCGGCGCGCCACCCCCGGUCGCGGCCGCGGGGGAGCAGCAGGCGGCUCCCCGGGCCGAGCGGCUCAGCGCGGGGGUGCAGCAGCAGCUGAACCUGGAGGGGAUGCGGGCGCGCGCGGUGGGGCUGUACAAGGCCAUCUCCCGCAUCCUAGAGGACUUCGACGUCAUCGCCCGCACCAACCCCGGCGCCUCCCCCAAGUGGCAGGACGUGCUCGGGCAGUUCUCGAUGGUGAGCAUGGAGCUCUUCAACAUCGUGGAGGACAUUAAGAAUGUAUCCAAGGUGUUUGUUGUGUACCCCCGGAACGUCAAUGCUGAGAACGCUACAAUACUACCUGUAAUGCUGUCAUCAAAGCUGUUGCCUGAGAUGGAAGUUGAGGAAGCUACAAAAAGGGAGCAUUUGUUGUCUGGAAUAGCAAAUCUACCGGUGCCUACACAAAUUGAAAAGUUAAAGGCUAGAAUAGACAUGAUUGGCAGUGCAUGCGAAACUGCUGAGAAAGUAAUUGCUGAAUGUCGUAAGAGUUAUGGGCUAGGGGCCCGUCAGGGGGCAAAUCUUGGUCCUACAUUGGACAAGGCACAAGCUGCAAAGAUACAGGAGCAGGAAAACCUACUUAGAGCGGCAGUAAAUUAUGGUGAAGGAUUACGGGUACCGGGAGACCAGAGGCAGCCACAUUCAUCUCUUCCUAGCCAUUUAGUAGAAGUACUUCCUUUCGGAGAUGGGGCACAAAAUUUUGGUGAUAAUUCUGGUGUGUAUCCCAAAAAUACAUCAACAUUUGCACCUAACAGUGCCAAUACCCAAGGAAAUCCAAUUCAGGCAUCUGGAGGACAGUUGCUUGGCAGGCCUGCGCCAUCACCUGGAGCCACAGGAACCCCUAAUUUUGAAAACGUGUCUACUCCUCCAAUGCCAUAUGCUAACUCCCCUAGGUCAGGCGCCAAUAUGAUGAAUACCCCUUCACCCCAGCAGCAUCUAACACCACAACAGCAGAGGCAAAAGCUGAUGCAUGCAUCUCAACAGCAGCAACUGCAUGCUCAACAGCAGCAACUGCAUUCUCAACAGCAGCUGAGGCCAUCAGCUGCUGGGAUGCUAGCACAGAGUACAAUCCCUCAGCUACAAGAUUUACAGGGGCAGGCUCAACAAAAACUACAGGUCCCCGGACAACAGCAGAUGCAGUACAACCAAGCCUUAUCGCAACAGUUUCAGAAUAGGCAGAUGCAGCCUGGACGUAUGCAACCAGGCAUGUCUCAGAGUCAAUUGAACCAAGGAAAUCAGCUGAGAAGUCAUUUGGGCCAGUUCACUGGAGCUGCAAACAGUGCAAUGUUCACUGCUGCGCAGGCAUCAUCAAACUCACAAAUGAUGGCAAAUAUGCCUGGGACAAUGCAAUCACAGUCGCUUUUACCGCAAAUGCAGUAUGGUUUGACUGGUGGGCAUCCACAGAGGAGUCAUCCAUCCCAAAUGCUGACUGACCAAAUGUUCGGUAUGGGAGCCACAAAUACUACCAGCAUGAUGGGAAUGCAGCAGCAGCAGCAGCAAGGGGUAUAUGGAAACAUGCAGGCAGGUGCUCAGAAUAUGCAACAGGGCAUGGUGGGCCUUCAGAAUCAGACGCAGAAUCCCAACUUCCCUCAGCAGAGACAACAAAACCAGCAAUGAUUAACAACUAACGUCAAUUUGCUAGAACCAGGAACACGUCACCAAUUCGUCAUUAGUCUGCUUAUCUGCGAUACCUGUUCCAUGUUGUUGGGCAAGCGGAUAGCCAUGGUUUUGUUGUAAAUCGAUGUUAGAUGUAUCACCAUUAUGAGAGGCAGGCCAAGUCUAGCAUGAUAUAUUGUAACUUACGUGUCCAGAUAUCUGUCUACCUGAUAUCUGUCUGUUUUGUUGGGAUCUUGUAACACGCAUUCCUGUUAUCAUUC